Exophiala xenobiotica is the source of this 1020-nucleotide messenger RNA. RefSeq lists its product as uncharacterized. The transcript has 2 exons. Bases 1 to 1020 code for a protein of 339 amino acids. The record is from RefSeq and is a predicted model, not a curated record. Lineage: Eukaryota; Fungi; Ascomycota; Eurotiomycetes; Chaetothyriales; Herpotrichiellaceae.
AUGGCGACUACGGCCGCUGCACCACUCUGCUCGGACACCAUCAGCACCGCAGGAGGCGGCAUUCCGGACAGCGGUGAGCCUGCCAUGGUGUCGGCGGAAGCGGUAAAGGAAUUCCAACUAGCCCUCUUUCUCGAGAACCUGGAAUCAUCCUAUCUUCAAAGCGGACUACAAAAUAUCUCCAGCUGGGGAACGGCCGGCUAUCCAAAUGACACGACCGAAGUGCUCAGCAAAAUCGCGGCGCAGGAAGAAGUACACGUAGCAACCAUUACGGACCUGCUCAAUGGCUAUGGUGCCCCUGUGAUUGCUCCAUGCCAAUAUUCGUUCCCAGUGACAUCCAUUGACGAGUUCAUCGGUCUGGGCGAGAUCAUCACCUCGGUGGGCAUCAGCGCCCUUAUCGGGCUGGUCGGUCGAGCCUCGUACACCGAUCCUUGGAUUGUCAAUACGCUGUCGUCGAUCGUGACGGUCGAGUCCCGCCAUGACGCCUUCUUCCGCCACGUGGGUGGCGGAGUCCCCAGUCCAACUCCAUUCGACACCGGGAUCAGCAGCACCUGGGCGUACAACCUGGCUCUGUCAUUUAUCGUGCCUGGAUCAUGUCCAACAGAACUCCCACUACCAAUCCUGCCUACGUUGACGGUGUCGACCCCGACUGCAGCUGACAACAGAUCUUCAGCGGCCACGGGGAUAGCUUCGAGCAUCGCGCCAUAUCAAAAUACCACCACGAGCCCGGCUACCACCGCGAACACCACCACGGCCCCGUCAGAAAUGGCGUUCUCUUGGGAUCCGAUGCAGACGCCGUUCGUUGUCGAGCAGGGGAAACAGUUGUUUGUGGGCUGGACUAAUCAGCUGAAUGUGCCGGUAUAUACGGUAUUAUCGAUCGUUGGUCAAGGCAGGGGAGUUGCGGAUGUACCGCAAGGACUCACUGGCGCGGUGUUUGCAGCGGUAACGAGUCAAUUGCCUGACAAUGACUAUGACCUAGCCCUCGCAACCUUAGCGGGCCCGGUUGCGUUGUCACUCCCUUAG